ACUUAGUUGUUUGAGCUAGACGAGCGAACCGUUAGCAAUCCGCUAACAGCAAGAAAAGUGCUGCCCAAGCGCAACUCAGUGUUAAAUAUACAACUCGAAAGAAAAACACUAGACUCCUCUGAUCGAACCCCAAGAACGCCCACUCGAGACCGAACAUCGAGUGAACGAGAAGUGAGUGCAGUGUUACGUUUUAUCCAGCCCACAAGAGGAUAUUGCCCAAAGGACAAGCACAUUAUUUGGAUACCUAACUACGAGGCGUCUGCCACAGAAUGCACACACACCCAGCCCUGCUACUAGUCCUGUCGGUUGCCACCGGCCUGUGGGCCACUGUGGAUGGAGCCGCCACAGGAGCACCUUCGGCCACGGCCACCACAGCUCAGCCAAAGGGGUUCUCGGCCCGUUCGCUGGACGUGAACGCCAGCGGCGCCGAGGAGGAGGACGACUUUGAGACGCAAGCCCAGACGCAUCUGGCCUACAGGCAGCAACAACAGCAACACCACCAGCAGCAGCAGCAGCGCCAGCAGUAUGAGUACAGUGAGGAGGAUCAGGAGGAGGCGCCUCGCCAAGUGUACAUCAAUCGUAAUACCAAGCAGCAGAACAACUACCUGAAGCAACAGCUACAAAAGAAGCCGCUGAGCGAGGAGAGCGAGGAGGAGGAGGAGGAGAUCGAGGAGCCCGACCGUCUCUCCACGCUACUAAGCAAGUCAUCCUUCAGCUGCACGGACAGGAACUCUGGCUACUACGCGGACGAGUCGCUGAGCUGCGAGGUGUUCCACUACUGCCAGGAGAGCCAGAAACACUCGUGGAUUUGCCCAGAGGGAUUCACCUUCCACCAGAUCCACCUGAUCUGCAUGCCACCCUCUCACGACAACAUCUGCAAGCAGUCCUCCAAGUACCACAUCGUCAACGACUACCUGUACAAGCCCAUCAACCUGCAGGAGCACCAGAGCAAGCCCAACGUGACUCUCCGCUACUCGGAGCGCUACUUCCCCGAUAACUACUAUGAGCACGAGCGCUACGACGACGAGGAGGAGGAGUUGCCGGCGGCGCCCAGGCCACGAACACAGCACCAGCAGCAGCAGCAGCAUCAUCAGCAACAGCAACCCCAACAGCAGCAACACCGUCAAGUGAUCGCCUAUCAGCAGCCCCAGAUUCAGCAUCAGCAGGAACCUCAAGUCCGUGUCCAGUAUCAACAGCAGCAGCAGCAGCAGCAGCAGGCACAUCCCACACAGAUCCGACACCAACCACAACCGCAACCGACCACCCUGGCCUAUCGCAAGCCCCAGCCCACGACCACUAUCCAGCCACAAUUACAGUUGCAUCAGCUGCACCACCCCCAAUUGCAGUUGCACCAGCAGCGGCCCCAGACAUUGGCGCCCACCGUAACGCCGGCGCCGUACCGCUUCUUCACUGCCGCUCCACAGCUGCAGCAUCUGCAGCAGCAGCAGCAGCAUCAGCAGGUCUUCCGCACGCCCGAGGAGAUUAACAUCUCGCUGCAGCAGCGCCGACCGCAGGUGUUCAUUGCCACAACGCCUAGGUACUACGAGGAUGAGUACCUCUACGAGCGCAGGAAGUGAGGAGUGAGCAAACAGUCUUGUCGUUCCACACCCUCCCCUUCCCCUGUCCAUGCCCUGGAAUCCACCAAUUGUGUACAUUUCUCCUCCCUCCCACGCCAGUUUUGGGGUCUACUCUCUAUUAGCUUUAAGCUGUGCUCCCGCUCCUGCUCUCUGUCUCUGCUGUCAAGGAAGUAGCUGGCACACUCCAUGCGACGGCCUCCCCUUGUCAGCCCAAAAAUCAUAGCGCGAGUUUUGUGUACCUAUUUGUAAUAUUUAAUGUCCUGCUAGAAGAAUCCGCCUUCUAACUCAAUUCGUUAAUAAAGGAAGCCACAUUUAAGUUA
This is a messenger RNA of Drosophila guanche, 1897 nucleotides long. Its product is annotated as putative cyclin-dependent serine/threonine-protein kinase DDB_G0272797/DDB_G0274007. Gene Ontology annotation, molecular function: chitin binding. The transcript is spliced from 3 exons. Gene Ontology annotation, cellular component: extracellular region. The record is from RefSeq and is a predicted model, not a curated record. Bases 270 to 1577 code for a protein of 435 amino acids. Lineage: Eukaryota; Metazoa; Arthropoda; Insecta; Diptera; Drosophilidae.